AUGGCCCAGCCCGGAACCAACGGCGACGGCAGCCACCCGGACGGGCUGCCCGUGGACGAGUCCCGCCCGGCGGCCACGACCAUCGCGGCGGCGGAGGCGGAGCCCACCCACGGACCGGGGGCGCUCGCCACCCACUUCGGCGACCAUGAGCUGAGCCUGUCGUCACUAGCGAUGCAUGCCGACGACUACAUCAACAGCCACCGCGCCGUGGCGCCGGCGCUGCACGUGAGCACGACGUUCCGGUACAACAGCGACCCGGACAAGCUGCGCGCGUGGGACAACACGGACGACAACGCCCCCUACGACAGCCACAUCUACAGCCGCGACAGCGCGCCCAACACGACGCGGCUCGAGGCCAUUCUCUCGGCCCUCCUGGGCGGGCCGGCCGUGACGUACUCGUCCGGGCUGGCGGCGUUCCACGCGAUGCUCGUCUUCCUCAACCCGCGCCGCAUCGCCAUCGGCGCCGGCUACCACGGCUGCCACGGCGUCAUCGACCUGGUCGCCAAGCUCACGGGCCUGGAGAAGCUGGAGCUCGAGGACCCCGCCGACCUGGCCAAGCUGCGGCCGGGCGACGUCAUCCACGUCGAGACGCCGCUCAACCCCACGGGCGAGGCGCGCGACCUCGACUUCUACGCCGCCAAGGCCCGCGAGCUCGGCUGCUACCUCACCGUCGACGCGACGUUCGCCCCGCCGCCGCUGAUGCGCCCCUUCGACCACGGCGUCGACGUCGUCAUGCACUCGGGCACCAAGUACUUCGGCGGCCACAGCGACAUGCUGUGCGGCGUGCUGGCGGUGCACCCGGCGCGCGAGGCGCGGCACGGCUGGGUCAAGGGGCUGCUGGGCGAGCGGCUGUUCCUCGGCAGCGUCAUGGGCAGCAUGGAGGGGUGGCUCGGGGUGCGCAGCCUGCGGACGCUCGAGAUCCGCGUCGAGCGCCAGAGCGCCAGCGCGACGGCGCUCGUGGCGUGGCUGGACGGCGAGCUGCGGCAGGCACCCGGCGGCGGCGCCGGCGCCGGCGUCGUGGGCCAGACGGUCGAGAGGCUGCAGCACGCCAGCCUGCAGCCCGAGGCCAAGGUCGAGGGCUCGUGGCUGCGGAAGCAGAUGCCCCGCGGCUGGGGCCCCGUGUUCAGCAUCAUCAUGAAGGACGCCGACCAUGCCCGCCGCCUGCCCAGCAAGCUGCACCUGUUCCACCACGCCACGAGCCUGGGCGGCGUUGAGAGCCUGAUAGAGUGGCGGGCCGUCACGGACAAGAACAUCGCCAAGACGGUGCUGCGGGUGAGUAUCGGUGUUGAGAGCUGGGAGGACCUGAGGGAGGACCUGUUGCAGGGGUUGAAGGCGCUCGUGGAUGAGGGUAAAUCGGCGAAAUAG
Molecule: messenger RNA, 1365 nt
Organism: Diaporthe amygdali
Lineage: Eukaryota; Fungi; Ascomycota; Sordariomycetes; Diaporthales; Diaporthaceae
Exons: 1
Coding region: 1-1365 (454 amino acids)
Biological process (GO): transsulfuration
Cellular component (GO): cytoplasm
Molecular function (GO): carbon-sulfur lyase activity; pyridoxal phosphate binding
Source: RefSeq, a predicted model, not a curated record